This is a messenger RNA of Arabidopsis arenosa, 1208 nucleotides long. The record is from the annotation of a GenBank genome assembly. NCBI's taxonomy places the organism in Eukaryota, Viridiplantae, Streptophyta, Magnoliopsida, Brassicales, Brassicaceae.
CGUUGGUGGCUCAGCCCACUACAAACUUCAUUUGUCUUAUCUUUUCUUCUCCUUACUCUCCAUCAAUGGCUUCUCUUAUCUCUUUCUCUUUGCUCCCAAAACCAAAAGCCGUAAGAAGUUCAAUUUCAGCUCCUCAGACACAGACAAUAAUUGAGAGGCUUGAAGAUAAAUUCGGACGAAAAGGCAUAAAAUUCUCGGAAUCAAACAACAUUCCUAUGGUAGAGCUUAAGGUGAGAAAUGGAAGUUCAUUAAAACUGAGUCUAUCAGAUGCUCAUGUGGUUUCAUAUAAGCCAAAGGUAUACUGGAAAGACGAGGGAUUCGAGGAAGUCCUUUACACAGUUGAUGGUGAUGAGAGCAGAGGUGGGGUUGGUCUUGUUAUCGUAAACGGGGAAGAACCUAAUGGACCAAAAGGAGUGUCUUCAGUAAUCUCAGGAUAUGAUUGGAGUGUCAAGGAUACUGAUUCAGACGCCAUUGAUGCUCUUCAGAUCGAACUUAGCUGUACGGCCGGGGUUCUCGACAUAACGUAUAUCGUCUCUCUCUAUCCAGUAAGCAUGGCUACAGCUCUGGUGGUGAAGAACAAUGGUCGCAAACCAGUUACCCUUAAACCGGGGAUUAUGAGUUACUUGAGGUUCAAGAAACGGAGUGGGGCAGGAAUUCAAGGACUAAAGGGAUGCUCUUAUUGCCCUAACCCGCCUUUGUCAUCGCCUUUUGAGCUCUUGUCUCCUUCCGAGGCAAUGAAGGCGGACUCUUCCGGGUGGUUUGGGUCGGACGAAGGGGAAAAGCCGGGGAUUUGGGCAGUAGAAGAUUCUGUUAUUACACUUCUUGAGAAAAAGAUGAGUAGAGUAUAUGGUGCUCCUCCGGCUGAGAGAUUAAAGGCAGUCUAUAACACUCCACCUUCAAAAUUUGAAACUAUAGAUCAGGGAAGAGGAUUGUUUUUCAGGAUGAUAAGGAUAGGGUUCGAAGAGAUGUAUGUGGGAUCCCCAGGAUCGAUGUGGGACAAGUAUGGGAAGCAACAUUACUUCGUGUGCACAGGUCCAACGUCAAUGCUCGUUCCUGUCGAUGUGGCUUCCGGAGAGACAUGGAGAGGAGCAAUGGUAAUCGAGCAUGAUAAUUUGUAAAUUUCAUUAACUAUAGUUCUGUAUUCUUCAUUUUUUUCUCUAUUUUUGUUGCCAUUUUUUCUUCUACAUUAGUAAAACAAAAUUGAUGUC